AUGGAUAUCCGCGAGAGUCUAUACCUUGACGACUAUCCGUAUUUUCAAACGAGAUGCUUUGUGCGAUGGUUGCCACUGAGAUUAACGGCGUCUGAGGAAUGCCACAUAGUGGCAGUAUCGCCAGACCAUGACCUAAGAACAUUUAAAGCAAUUAAAUCUGAUGACACUAACAACUGUAAAUUUGCCGCAACAGACCCACUAAACAUCCUUAGCCGAGAAAAAUCUGUACCAAAUGGCACCUAUGUACCUGUUACAAUACAGUCGACAAAAAGUGAAACAUUUGACCAAAAAAAUCAACGUCAAACAACCGACCUAAUAACAUUUUUAAAGAAGAACGUUCAGGUAAAACGAAUUGUUGACGUGCUGUUAAUUAGUUCAGAUAGUUACGGUCUUCUGAAUCUGUUUUAUAAAGGUAACCAACUGGAAAAAGCUCAAAUUAAUGUUUGCCAAAUCAACUUUUUGUUUCGUCCUCCAGCUUCACGUUUAGAAAGGCUACAGUUUGCGGACGUACAGUACAAUUUUUUGCUGGAUAAUAAGUAUAUUCCGCUGAAAAUACAACGAAUUAGCAAAGAUGAACAGUUAAUUUUUUAUAUUAAUAUCGGUGACCAUUUGUGUGUUCAACGAUAUUUAGCUGACAUUUUAUAG
Molecule: messenger RNA, 645 nt
Organism: Enterobius vermicularis (human pinworm)
Lineage: Eukaryota; Metazoa; Nematoda; Chromadorea; Rhabditida; Oxyuridae
Source: the annotation of a GenBank genome assembly